Molecule: messenger RNA, 5032 nt
Organism: Athene cunicularia (burrowing owl)
Lineage: Eukaryota; Metazoa; Chordata; Aves; Strigiformes; Strigidae
Product: USP6 N-terminal-like protein
Exons: 16
Coding region: 456-2825 (789 amino acids)
Source: RefSeq, a predicted model, not a curated record
AUGCUGACUUCAGUGCAUUGACUCUUGAGUAGGCUUUGCUGGACUUGCCCUUGCUUUGGGACUCAUAGUCUUGCCUGUUACCUAGGCUUCCUGCUGUGAUUCUGGAUUUGCCAGUUUCCAUAUGCUGAUGGGGAUUGUGUUCUGGCUCUUUGUCGGUGUCUUAAGAGAAGCUGAUGCUCUGAACAGCGAGCCUGAGGGAAGAGACAGCCUGCGUGCUGAUUGCCUCCUGCCUCGCCUUUUCUCCCAGCCGCUCCCAGGGAGCUCUCACGGGCCAGCGGAGCGGAGGGGAGAGCCGCCGCACUGAGGGCAUUUGGCCAGUGGGCUGCGGUGGCCAGAGUCCUCGUCACCCCGCAGCAGAGACAACCAGCCCCUGCUGGGUAGAUGCCCGCAGGGGAGAGGACGACUCCAGGUGAACUGAUGCAUCUCGGCACCUGGUACCAGGCUCAGGUAAGGGCAUGAAGAAAGAUAUAGAUACUUUAAUAGCCCAGGAAAAAGAGGAGAUCAUUGCCAAGUAUGAGAAGGGCAGGCAGGAAGGAGCUCAGAUUGACCCAUGGGAAGAUGCUGAUUUCACGCUGUAUAAAGUUACAGAUCGGUUUGGAUUCCUGCACGAGCAGGAGCUGCCAAACCGCACUGCCUUGGAGGAGAAGCAAAAACAGCAGGAAAUUGAACGUGUUGACAAGUGGCUAAAGAUGCUGAAGAAAUGGAGCAAGUACAGAAACAGCGAUAAGAUGUGCCGGCGAGUGUACAAAGGGAUCCCGCUUCAGGUGCGAGGGCAGGUCUGGUCACUUCUGCUGGACGUCGAGAAGAUGAAGAAGGAGAAUGAAGGAAAAUAUGAGCAAAUGAAAGAACAAGCAAAGAGCUUUUCCUCAGAAAUCAAGCAGAUCGAUUUGGAUGUUAACCGCACCUUCCGAAACCACAUCAUGUUCCGAGAUCGCUACGGAGUGAAGCAACAGGCACUCUUCCAUGUCCUAUCAGCAUACUCAGUUUAUAACACCGAAGUGAGCUACUGCCAAGGGAUGAGCCAGAUCGCAGCCAUCCUCCUGAUGUACCUGAACGAAGAGGAUGCGUUUUGGGCCCUGGCGCAGCUGCUGACCAACCAGCGGCAUGCCAUGCACGGUUUUUUCAUUCCUGGGUUCCCGAAGCUGCAGAGAUUUCAAGCUCAUCACGAGCAGAUUUUAAGCAAACUGUUUCCCAAACUGAAGAAGCACAUGGACAAGGAACAGAUGACUACAGGGAUUUACACAACCAAGUGGUUCCUGCAGUGUUUCAUUGACCGGACGCCCUUCACCCUCACCUUGCGGCUGUGGGAUAUCUACGUCCUGGAAGGAGAACGGGUGCUGACAGCCAUGGCUUACACCAUCCUCAAACUGCACAAAAAGCGCUUGCUGAAGAUGGCAUUGGAAGAUUUACGGGAGUUCCUGCAGGAGAAAAUUGCUGCUUCCUUGCAGUAUGAGGAUGAUGCCGUCAUCGAGCAACUGCAGGUGUCGAUGACUGAACUGCGCAAGAUGAAAUUUGACCUCCCCCCGCCAGCAAAGCCUGAGGAGUUCCCACGGAAACCCUUGGGCCUGGAGCUCUCCCUUAACCCAGUAACCGUGAAGAGCAACAUGGCAGCCAACAGCCAGAAUGGCCAGGUGGGCGAGCACCCCCCGGACAGGGAGCCCCAUCCCCACAGAGCCCCUGGAGCACCGGGAGGAACACCUGCGGUGGAGGCAAGGACUCCCACCCCCCAGGGCAGCAAAGCAGCUGAAGCGACAGACACACACCUGCAUCCUCCUGCCGAGGGGCCGCCCGGAGAGGAGGCUCAGGCAGUGCCCCCCAGGGAUGGGCAGCCACCAUCUCUUCCGAAGGGAAGCAAGACGCAGACCCACCACCACCUCCUGCCCCCAGCCCUGCCUCCGGAGGAGCCUCUUCUUGCUCCUGGCCACACCACGAUGGACCACGAGCCUGUCUCCCUCCCCGCCCCGGCCGAGCAUGGCUCCUCAGACUCCUCCCUCCAAAAUACACCAGGUCCUCCCGACUCGAGCACUGUCGAGCUUUCCACUACGGACCACGUGGUAUGGCAGCCAAAUCCCACUGCCCUGCCGGCAGGAGACCAAGCAUCUUCCCUCUGCAAAGAGAAAAGGCUUGAUGCAGCCCCUCAUCCUCUGCCGGGCAGCUGGCAGCAGCUCUGUGGUGCGGCGCAGCGCGACGGUCCCCCCAGGAGCGGGCAGGGGGAGGGCACGGCCGAGGCGCGCUGCAGAGCGGCACUGCCGGACAAAACAGAUUUGAAGCGCUUGGCAUCCAAAGCUGCCUCCACAGGGGAGCUCGCCAGCAUGCAGCAGAACGGGCCAGGGAGUGCCACCAGCACUGCACGCUGGCCCGAGGGCUUGGGCACGCUGCCUGGGCACGGGCUGGUGGGCAGCAGCGUGCCCAUCCUGUCCAGCAGCGAGUUGGAGGCAGGGCAGCUGGGUGAGGGACACCGGGGGGAACCGUCCCCUGCAGCCAAGGGGAACAGCCCCUACACCGUUAUCAAAACCACCACUCCUCUCCACCUUGCCCACGCCACAGAGCAGGACUUGUGGAACAGAAAGCAGGUGGCACUGCCUCUGCCGGAGAGCAGACGUCCCCUGCCUGCCACCUCCACGCCACCACCUCUUGUGCUGGACCAAGAGGAGGGAGAUGCCCAAAAAAGCCUCCAAAAACCAUUAAAUGCACUGAAAGCCCCACGACCACCCCUCAGCCCCAAACCAAAAUUACCACCGCAGGUUGCCAAAUCCCCCUCAGAGAACAGUUUCCUUUCAGGCUCUCCUCCCCUGGCACAGCUGCCCAAGUCAGUGACGUUCUAGUGGGGAUGGGAGGAGGCAAGGGAGAGGAAGCGGGUGCUGGAGCAGCACCCUUGCCCCGUUUUCGGGCCCCCCCCACCUUCAGCAGGGCUGUGUCGGGGUGACAGCACAGCAGCCAUCGCCUGUCAGGCUGUGCUUUGGUACGAGCGCCCGGUGAGGAGAUGGAGCGGUGGCCACCGGCACCAGGAGGCACCAGCAAAUUGGGUUUGCAUCUUUCCUACGGACAAAUCGGAAACUGCUUUCAUUUUUGUGUUCCUUGAAGCUCCCCGAGCCUCACUGCGUGCAGGGGGAGGAGGCAGAGCUGGUGAAUGUGUUGCGUGUUUUCUCCUGCUCCUGCCUGCCGUGGGUACCCACAGCUGUGGAAGUGGGUACAAGGCGUAAGAGUCCGAAAUGCUUUCUUUAAAAUGCCCGAUCGGUGCCCCCAACAGCAUUGCUUGCAAAGGCUUUUGUAGCAAUAGAUCUUUUAUUUCUUUUCCCAGAGCCGUGGUUAUAGGCAGCAGCAUUUUCGGGCAGGGCCGUGGCACGGGCAGCCCUCUGCCUGCUCUGUGCAAUUCCAGAGGGCAGCACCCGGGCUGUACACGGGCUGUGCCCAGCUCCUGCCACCCGCCAUGGUGGGUGGGCACCCGGAGGGGAGGUUUAACAGCUUGGUGUGACCCAGGGGAGGACCAGCAGCAGGGUGAUUGUUCCCCAAGUUCUCAAGGUGACAAGGACCGCGCUGAAGGUUGAGCCUGGUCUCUGCUGGCAAAUUUUUCCCUCAGCGGCGAGUGGGACAGGCGCUGCCUUUCCCUUGGCUGGGCAGGAAAGGGGGCUGCAGCCUUGGGAAACCUCCUGCCUUCACUAGCGAGCUGCUGGAGGUGUGCUGGUGUUUAAUCACGGUUCCCAAGCUGAAGCCCAAGUGACAUGUCAGGGUGGGGACAGUGUAGGCACUGGGGAAGGGGAGCACAUUGCCCAGAACCUCAUCUCAGCCCUUCUGGUUUAGCCCACCCAGAAAUCGCCAGCGAAGGAAGGAAACCCGGGCAGAGAUGUUCAAAGAUGAUGCUGUAGCAGAGCAUCAAGGUCACCACAGCCCACUGCUGAGGAGGAGAUAAUGUGCUGGCUGCCUGCUUGUCCUUCGUGCACCAAGUCCUAGGGGCCUGUCCAGCUCCUCCCCAUCCCAGGAGGUGGCUGCUGCACAGCCCAAACCUGAGAGCUGGGCCAAACUCCUGUGCCCAGGAGAGGGGACUUCAUCAGGAAGAUUGAUGGAAGCAGCAGGAAAGAAACUAGACCAGAUGUGCUGUAUUUGCCUGCUCUCCAGAGGGGUGACUGCAGCUGCCACCUGAGGUGGAGACCAUAAGCAAAAGCUCCUUUAUGUUCUAAGGAGACUUUGAAAACUGUUUUUUAUCUGCCUGCUUCAGUAACAUAACCUGAGCUGAAGCCUACCUGGAAGCCCAGCAGAAAACUGCCGUGAAAUUACUUUGUGGGGUUUAUCAGGUGGUGUUUGUUGUUUGGGUUUGGUUUUUGUUUUUGUUUUUUUUUUAAUUUGUGUGCAUGUGGUGGUUUGUAUUGCAGCAGGGAGAGCACCACAGGGAGCACCCCAUCUGUUUAGAUGUAGCCACACCACAGCACCCUCAGCUUCUGUGGCAGCCCCUGCUCUGUCAGAGACCCCAUCUUCUGCUGAGCCUCCCCCCUUGCCCCUCGCUCUCUCCCUCUGCAAAGCAGGGAUAACCCUAUUAGCUACCUCGCAGGGGUGGUGUGAGGAGUCAAGAAUUGCUCUUUGAGAAGUGCUGUAUGAAAUGUUCAGUAUUUGUGUUUUGAGACACCAUGGGUCCUUUCUGGAACAAUGGUGCUUGAAUUGGGUUUAAUUUAGAGUAUGUUUUUCAGUAACUGUGCAGUAGUUAAACCCAUUUGUGUGUUAAAAUACCUGGGCAGUAUUUCAGGACAGGUAUCAGUUGUCUUUUGCUAGCAGCCCACUGGCCUCUGGAGCUCACUAGGAAGCAGCAGGAAGCAUCUGAGGGCUGGUGGUCACCUCUUGGCCUGUUUGCUGUAGCUUGGUGGUCUGUCCUCUCCUUGAAGCACACACAGGCCUCCUGCUAACACAUCCAAGUGGUUGGCUCAUGCAUGCAAGAGCUCUUUCCCCUCAUUUCGGGCACGCGGCCCUUGCACAUCACGUUGCAUGUGCACUCAGGCUCCUCACCCAGUCUGCGUCUGGGAUGUUUUGCAGUAUUCACGUU